AUGUUACGCGACCAACUAGUGCGCGGGAUCAGGAGCGACGAAUGUCGUCGCAAACUACUUGCAGAAGUUGACCUUGAGUUUGCUAAUGCCAAGAACAUUGCUAUCCAGGACGAGUCAAUCCGGAGGCAGUCCCAGGCUCUGGCGAACGCUGUACACGUCGGCCGGGUGAACAGUCAACCCAAACCCCGCGCCAAGAAGCCGCAGAACCCCAACUCCAGUCCGACUACCAGUCGUCAGUCCAGCAGCAAUCAACGGCGUGGACAAGGUCAGUCAACAAGUCAAGGCCAACGUCAGUCUCCGAGUCAAGGUCAGCGUCCCAAGUUUGGUCCUUGCCGACGGUGUGGUCGGAAGCACAAUUGCCACACCUGCCCCGCACGGAACUGGAAAUGUUUCAAGUGCAACCUAAUGGGCCAUACGAGUAACUACUGCCCUAGCGAUCGUGUCAACUCAGUGGGAACAGAGGAGCCUAAGCAAGAGUCUCAGUCUGGGCCUCAGACGGAGUCCAUUGAGCAAGAAGUGCAAAACGUCUUCAAGCUCCGCUCCUUCUUCCUCUUUUAUGAUUUUGUCUCUGUGCACAAUGUCUUUGUAUCUGUUGGUGCUGUCAAAAGUAAUCCGCCCCUCCUUAUCAGUCUUAAUGUAGCUACAAAGUCCAUCCAAUUUGAAGUUGAUACAGGAGCUGGCGCAACUGUCAUGUCUCGAGCUCAAUUUAGCAGUACCUUCAGAAAUCUUACCUUGGUUCCGUCCAAGAUUAUUUUACAUUCCGUCAAUGGAAUGAUAGCCAACGCAGGAGAGGUGACUGUAGAUGUAAAUUUUAAUCAUGUCUGUCAUAAAUUAAGUUUCAUCGUCUGUGAUAAUACCCCCAAUUUCACACCCUUAUUGGGUAGGAAUUGGCUUGAUGUGAUCCUUCCUCAUUGGAGGUCUGUUUUAGUACAAAAUCAAAUUAAUGUUGUAAAUGAUUGCAAUCCUCCGUCAAUAGAGGAGUUAAGAGUGUUAUUCCCAUCAGUGUUUGAUUCUAAGGCAGAUUCAGUCAUAAAAGGGUUCACUGCCACUUUAGUUCUAAAACCCAAUGCAAUUCCUGUAUUUGCUAAAGCCUAUAAUGUAGCUUUUGGUUUGUUAGAUAAAGUCAGCAAACACUUGGAUAAUUUAGUCCUUUUGGGUAAAGCCAUUCGUGUCAGACAGUCCGAAUGGGCUUCUCCAGGUGUUGUAGUUCAAAAGAAGGAUGGUACUAUUCGUUAUUGUGCUAAUUUUAAGCGGACACUGGAUCCUCAGUUACGCAUUGAUUAUUAUCCCCUGCCUAGACCCGAUACUGUUUUUGCUACCCUGUCUAAUGGUGUGUUCUUUACUAGUCUCGAUUUGUCUGAUGCUUAUACGCAGUUGCAGUUAGAUCCUAAGUCUCAAGAUCUUUGUGUGUUGAAUACCCACAUGGGUUUAUUUAAGUUAACUCGUUUGAUCUAUGGAGUAGCGAGUGCUGCUGCAAUUUUUCAGUCUGUGAUGGAUAGGAUUUUAAUAAAUUUGCCUGGUGUUACCUGUUAUUUAGAUAAUGUUUUAAUUAAGGGUGUAAGCUUGUCUGAUUGUGUUAACAAUACUAUGCUAGUCCUAGCUCGACUAGAGAAACACAAUGUUCGACUAAGGUUGGACAAGUGUGAUUGGUUCGUACCUGAACUUCAGUAUCUUGGUUUUGUGAUUUCUAAAGAAGGUAGAAAACCAAACCCUUCCUUGGUUUCCGCCAUUGUUGAUUUUGCACCCCCUGUCAAUUGUGCUCAAAUUGGUACUUUCCUAGGAAUGUUAAGCUUUUAUGCAGAGUUCUUACCCAAUCUUAGUACUGUUGCUAAACCUUUAAGGUCCCUUAAUGAUGAUAAGUAUGAUUGGAAUGUGGAGUGUCAAGUGUCAUUUGAUUUGUUAAAAAAUAUGUUAACUUCUUCUGAGUGUUUGAUGCAUUAUGACCCAGAUUUGCCAAUAGUUGUGUCUGUAGAUGCUAGUCCUGUAGGAAUUGGUGGUGUGUUAGCACAUGUUGUUGAAGUUAAUGGUAAAAAAGUCGAAAGACCUGUCAUGUUUAUCUCUGCAACAUUGUCUCCAACCCAAAUGGCAUAUGCUCAGGUAGAUAGAGAAGCUUUAGCAGUUGUCACUAUUGUUGAUCGUUGUCAUAGGUUCUUGUGGGCUAGAGAGUUCACGUUAGUCACUGAUAAUGCUGCUAUCGCUCGCAUCUUUCAUGAAGACAAGUCCUUGCCGGUUAGAACUGGCCAUCGCUUACAGCAUUGGGCAACCAUGCUGCAGGCUUAUAGUUAUAAACUUGUUCAUCGUAAGUCUGAGCUCAACACUGUGGCUGAUGCUCUCUCCCGCCUUCCUGUCAAAGCUGGAGUUAACGAUUCUUGUGUUCAUGUGAUUUACCCUGAUUUACCCUUGUCUGCUGAUUGUGUUAGUGUAGCUACUGCUUCGGACCCUUUAUUGUCCAAAGUUUGUGAGCUUACUGUGGCUGGUUGGCCAUCAUAUAAUAAGUUUUCAGACAACCCUGCUUUAGAGAAAUUUUUUAAAGUAAGAGAUUCACUUAGUAUUCAUAACAAAUGUUUAAUGUUUGCACUUAGAGUUGUCAUACCUCUGUCUUUACAGUCUAAAGUUUUGAGUUUGCUCCACCAAGGUCAUCCAGGAGUUGUUCGUACUAAACUGUUAGCAAGGUCCCUGGUAUGGUGGCCCUCUUUAAAUUCUGACAUUGAGGUGCUUUGUGAUUCUUGUAAUGUGUGUGCUAAAGUGAAUUUUAAACCUAAGGAGAAUUUUGUUCCAUGGCCGGCAGCAAAAUUUCCCUUCCAACGGGUUCAUAUUGAUUUUUUCUUUUUAAAAGUAAAGAGGGUUGAGUGUCUGAUUUUUGUUGAUGCCUACUCUAAGUGGCUACAUAUUCAAGUAGUUCCCAAUCUCAGAGCAGAGACUAUCAUCAAUGUCAUGUUUUCUAUUUUUGCUAUGUUUGCAACCUUGCCUGAAAUUCUUGUGUCAGACAACGGAGCUCCUUUCGACUCAGCAGAGUUCUUAGAGUUUUGUACCUCUCUGUCUAUCACUUCCAAAAGAAUCCCUCCGUAUCAUCCGGAAUCCAAUGGUUUGGCUGAGAGUUCUGUUGGAGUUGCUAAGUCUGCAUUAGCUAAGUUAUUUCCAGAGAAUGCGGGUACUGACGAACCCCUGGAACUAACCAUAAGCAAAUUCCUUUUUGAUUAUAGGAAUAUUCCUUCAACAGUCACUCAUAAAUCGCCCAAUGAAAUGUUGCAUUCAUUUAAAACAAGGACCCCUCUUACUGUCAUUAAUCCAAGUAUUAGACCUGAUUCCAGAUUGUCCUCCUCUCUCGCAGCUUUUAGAGAAGGAGAUCCUGUUAUUCUAAAACUAUCUAAACGUCACCCAGUUCUUAAUGGAGUAAUCGUACGUGCCUUGGGCCCCACGCACUACCAUGUUUCCAUUUCUGGUGUAAUCAAAAAAGUACAUUGUAAUCAACUUGCUCGAGCACCCUAA
Molecule: messenger RNA, 3489 nt
Organism: Thrips palmi
Lineage: Eukaryota; Metazoa; Arthropoda; Insecta; Thysanoptera; Thripidae
Exons: 2
Coding region: 1-3489 (1162 amino acids)
Biological process (GO): proteolysis; DNA integration
Molecular function (GO): nucleic acid binding; aspartic-type endopeptidase activity; zinc ion binding
Source: RefSeq, a predicted model, not a curated record